Messenger RNA from Carlito syrichta (Philippine tarsier), 4164 nucleotides. RefSeq names its product consortin, connexin sorting protein (gene CNST). Gene Ontology annotation, biological process: positive regulation of Golgi to plasma membrane protein transport. The record is from RefSeq and is a predicted model, not a curated record. The transcript is spliced from 9 exons. Gene Ontology annotation, molecular function: connexin binding. The coding region runs from base 26 to 1795 and encodes 589 amino acids. Gene Ontology annotation, cellular component: transport vesicle; plasma membrane; trans-Golgi network. Lineage: Eukaryota; Metazoa; Chordata; Mammalia; Primates; Tarsiidae.
UUCUUCAGAAGAUACUGCACCUUCAAUGCAAGAAAAAAUACUAAGUGUGGUCUCACAUGCUGUCGGUGGUGAAGAGGCCGCUGAAGUAAAUGCUAAUGAGCAACUAGAAGCUCCGAAGCUAGUUCUGCAAUCUUUGUUUUCACUUAUAAGAGGUGAAGUUGAACAGUUGGAUUCAAGAGCACUUCCCCUUUGCCUUCAUCAGAUAGCAGAAUCUUAUUUCCAGGAGGAGGACUAUGAGAAAGCAAUGAAAUUCAUUCAACUUGAACGAUUGUAUCACGAGCAAUUGCUUGCAAACCUUUCUGCCAUUCAAGAACAGUGGGAAACAAAAUGGAAAACUGUACAACCAUAUGCAGUUACUUCUCUAAGGAAUUCAGAAAAAGGAUUUAAUGGUGAAGAUUUUGAACGGCUUACUAAAAUUUGCACAACACAUCAAGAUCCUCUUUUAUCCAAACAUAAGAUAGUAGCUGAAGAAAAGUCCCUGGAAAGGAAAUGCUUUAUCCAGUUAAUUGUGUCUGAAGAUCCAAAGGAGAGAGGAACUACCACCAAAGAGUCAGAGAGUAAAACUUGUCUUGGCACAGAACCAAGUGAAGAAAGCCAGCAUAAAGAAGAGCCCCUGGAAAGCAGUCCCUGCUGUAAACAGAUGAACAGGCAGGCGGAUCCCCCAAGCCUUCUGGUAACUACCGGAAAGACCCACAUGGAGGCGCUGCUCUGCAGCCCCGAAGCUGCGCUGGAGCUCCACACCCAGUCCUUGGAGACGGCUGAGAGCAGGUCUGGGCCAGACUUUUCUGAGGAUGCUUGUGAGGAUGGCAGCCGCUUGCAGCCAGCUUCAACAGAGACCUGCCUGGAUGUGACCAAAAUAGAGGACAUUGCUGAAGACCCUAAGGUGUCACCUUCCAGCGAGUCAAUGAUAGAGCCAUUGGUUUUACCAGGCUGUGACCAUGUAGCACCUGUGUUGAUUUUUGAGGGCAAAUAUUCACAGGCUCAAAGAAAAGAACUCCAUUUGCCACUUCAGGAUGCUUCUAAGGCGUUGCCUGCAGACCAACUUGAAAACAAUGAAUUAACUGAACUGCAGCAACCUGAUCUUGCAGACAGUGAUGGAAAAUCACCACAGGGUCAGGCUGACUCAGAGAACUCUGAGAAUGUACUUUGUGAAAAUAAUAAAACAUCUGACUUAAGUACACAGCUUCCAGAGUUGUAUAUGGCCCCAGAGGAAAAGGGAGAUAAGGAUGACCAACUCAGUAAAGAAACAGAAGACUAUUUGAACAGCCUUUUAGAAGGAUGCUUUAAAGAUACUGAAGAUUCCCUUUCAUAUGAAGAUAUCCAAGAAGAAGACUCUGACCUACUUCAAGAUCUUUCUCCUGAAGAAGCAUCCUAUAGUUUACAGGAGAAUCUGCCUUCUGAUGAUAGCUGUCUUUCUCUUGAUGAUCUUGCCAAAAGGAUAGAGAUUUCAGAGGUUGUUCCUGCUGAAGGAUUAGUCUCUAUAUUAAAGAAGAGGAAUGAUGCUGUAGGAGAUCAUCCUGCCCAAAUGCAACAAAAACCAUCUAAGCGAAGAGUGAGAUUCCAAGAAAUAGAUGAUAACUUGGAUCAAGAUGAAGUUGGAGGUGGCUCCUGUGUUUUACUGAUCUUGCUGUGCAUAGCAACGGUAUUCCUUAGUGUUGGAGGAACUGCAUUAUACUGCACUUUUGGUGACAUGGAGUCGCCGGUUUGUACAGACUUUGCAGACAACAUGGACUUCUAUUACACUAAGUUACUGCAGGGAAUGACAGAACUUAAACACUGGAUCUACCUCUCCUAGCAGCAUUCAAGAGAGACAGGCAUGCUGGAAGUGAAAAUGAAAGAUGUGAGACGUUGUAAACAGUUUUCAUUUCAGGAGUUUUGUUAACAUUCCCCCUUCCCUCUGUUAGGAACCAAGUACAUCAGACACAACAGCUUUAAAUGGCAAUCCAGAAGAACUCUGUUAGAAUAAUCCACAUAAGGAGGCAAAUAAUGAUCUAAGCAUUUGGUUUGGAAGGAAUGAUCUUUGGAAAGUAUCCAUUUCCCUGCUGCCUCCUAGUGUAAUGAGGUAUACUGAGCAGAAUUAAAAUGGUAGUCUUGAAACCAUACUAUAUUUAGUUACCUUGUCACACUAAUGGUUAAAGGACACUUGGUCUACACUUGGUGGUUCAUAGAGAUUGCUUUUAGCCAUCACGCAAUAAUUAUUAGAAUCAGGAGUUACCUUAUGGUUUCAAUGUCUUUUGUUAGUUAAUCUUGGAAGCUAUGUAAUUUAGACUUUGUGCAUUAUUUCCAGAUUCUGUUCUCCAUUUGUGAAACGGUUGUAUGUGUGUGCGUGUGUGUGUGUGCUUCAGGCAGUUAUCAUAAGCGUAUGCCUGACAUAGAAUAACAAAGAUUAUCUUUAUUCUUUUAACUUGACUAUGAUGUGCAGGCACAAAUCUUUUAAAGAUUUAACUAUGGAAUAGAUGAAUUGUAGAAAUCUUGACCCUGAAAUGAGAAACUGAGACAGAUCUGUGGCGAUUAACCUGAUUAACUAGGCAGAAAACUGAGUCUCAGGCAACAGUUUUGUCAUGGAUUCAGUGCUUCCUGAAAUGAUAGAUGUUGGACUCAGUUCAGCAAAUGCUUAUUGAAUAUCUAUUAUGUUCUGAGAAUCUAAGAACCGGAAUAUAAACAUAAAUAAGAUAUAGUUCCUGCUAUAGGUGUUUUAAUUCUGGUUGUGUAAAAUAAACCAAUACGUUGGUGAGUGAAAUCAUUAUAUAUAAUUCAGUAUUAACAGGUUAUGCAUUCAGGUGUUUGAAUGUGCAUUCAUAUUAUGGGCUUGAUUUAGACCCUGUUGUGGGGGUCAUUAAGUGAAAAUUCCAUCAUACCUUCAAUAGGCAAAUGUCUGAUUUUUGUUUAAAUCUGUCCGUUAGGUGACCUUUCCUUAUCUAAGGUACAGUGAUCUAACAUUUAGGAAGCCUUGCUUUGACUUUUUAAUCAGGCAGCAUUUAAAAAACAAACAUGAAUUAUAGUUUUUUAUUAUCAAGUAGUCAUCAUUUCCUAUUUUUCUGUUCGGAUCAUUUGAAAGAAAAAGGGAAAAAUUACUUUCUAGUUGUUACUGGCUGGUACAGUACCCUCCGUGUUUCUGCUUAUUUAUUUAGAUUAUAUGAAUUUCAAAGGGCUUUAUAUCAGUUGAAAGUGCGUUGCUGAGCAUGCAUUCGGUUAUCCCAAUGCCAGGUAUUUAAUUACUAUGUACUUAGUGUUUUGAUUUCCUAUAAUUUCAGUUCAGUGUGUUUAGACUUGUUUAUUUUUAAGUUGAUGUUUAUUUUCACUUAUACUGUUUGAUUUAUAUCUCUCGUCACCAUAAACUGUAAUGUUUUCAAGGGUUAUAGAUCAGAUAUUUAUUUAGAAGUACAAGAUACUGAAAUUUAGAUUCCUUAUACCUAAGGCUGAUUUUAUUAGAAGAUUAUUUUAAUGUUCUAUUAUAAAUUUUAAGAAUUUGUAUUCAAAUUGUAUGUAAAAUAUGUAAAUGUUGACGGUACUAUCUUAAGAGGUUCUAUAAAAGCUCACAAGGCCUACUGUGAGGGAGCAUCGUCAUCAUAGGCAAACCUCUUACGUUUUAUCCUCAAUUUCUAGUUACAGAAAUUUGGUGAUGCUUAUUUCUGCCAAUUUUAUGUCAAAAAUAAGUAUAAAUUUCACUCCUGUUUGCCCCUUUUAGGUCACUGUCCUGUAUAAUCACUGAUGUAAUAUUUGUCCAUAGUCAAUCAGAGCCACUUCUGAAGCCCAAGAUUUCCUGGGAACCUUCACACUGAAAUUAAAGAAUUGAGAUAAAACCUUGCUAAUCAUGGGUUCAGUUGUGUCUCAGAGAAAUCAUGGAUGUCCUCACCACUUCCCAGGAAGGUGAGAUGAGUUCAGACGCAUAUUGGUGUUUUGACUUAAAUAGGCAUGAAAUCUCAACUAGAAAAAUUAGGGCAACUUUUAAAAUGUAAUAGUAACUUAUUGCAUGAAUUGGAGUAAUUCCACCUGGUGGUGAAAGGAUUGUUAUUUCACACAUAGAAAAUUCAUCCAGUUUUACUAAAAUGUAAUUUAUUCUGUCAUUUGGAAGUACUGACAACUAUUUGUAACUAAUCAUCAUUAAGAACUAUACUUGAGGGUAUCAAAUUGAGCUUGUAAUUUAAAAUCUACACCAACAAA